GAAUAUUUCGUCCGCCGGAAACCGAGAGGGAAAAGGGAUGGAAGAGAACGGUCCUCCUUGUAACCUUGAGGCCCCGUCGUCGUCGUCGUCGUCCAGACAGAAGCUGGAGGGGCUGCUGAACAAGAACAUGCGGAUCCGCAUGACGGACGGCCGGACCCUGGUGGGCCUCUUCCUCUGCACGGACCGCGACUGCAACGUCAUCCUGGGGUCCGCCCAGGAGUUCCUAAAGUCCUCAGACAUGUUCUCCCAGGGGGAGCCGCGGGUGCUGGGCCUGGCCAUGAUACCCGGCCACCACGUUGUCUCCAUCGAGGUGGAGGCCGACACGCUGGCCGACGCGGGGUGCUUCAGGGGCAGCCACUGAGGCCCUGCCUCCACCUGCCUCCAGGGGAGGGCUGGGGCGAUGGUCACGUCGAGAUGGUGGUCGCUGCCGUCGAGGGAGGUCGGAUUACCUGGUACGAGGAGCAGAGUCGAUGGUCUCUCCGCUCUUCUGGAGAUCCCCUACCCCCUCUGACGCCGUGUGGGCAAAACUUUGUUGCAGACCUUUGGACAAUUGUGUGUGUGUGUAAGUGUGUGUGUGAUGAGGAUGCUUGGAACGUGUGACUCAAAGUGAACGGGUUGAAAGCGAGAUCGAGUUGUACUUAUUUGUUUUUAAAUAAACUUGCUUACUGUAGACGAAGCAGAUUGGAUGUUGUUUCGUCAUUUGGGCAAACAAAUGAGAUAAACUUGAUACAAAGGGAUUUUUUUUUCUUCAUACUUUAAUAUUUGUACAUAUCCGUUUACCCAGCUUGGCAACGAACUCUGGUACAACAAAGUCCCCUAUAAACUGUAGGAAGCGGCCCUCUGCCAUUGGUUAAAAAUCAAAAGGUUUGUCACAUUCAGGCUUCCUACAAUAAAUCAGUGACGGAUUCAAAGAACUUACAGUACCUACAGUGUCUUGGAAUACGACAUCCCGAUUCGUCUUUUAAAUAUUGUUUUCAUUCAUGUCUCGACGACCAAUAAAUGUGAAAAUGAGAAAUACAAAUUGAUCAGGUUUUUCAAACCUUAAAAUGUUAAAUAAUGUAAACCGGUCAGACCUUCCUUCUACUUUAACAGUGGGGGUUGGGGCAACAGUUGGUCUGAGCUGCCAAAGAAAGUCAGCUAGACUUUGUAUAUCUUAGGUCGAGUAAACAAUAUAAAACGGGAGAACGUAGGUAUCGGAUCCACCUGUAGGCUGAGUGAGAGGCGGGUGAUGAGCAACAGUGUGACGACUGUCGACCGGGGGCCAUUUUGA
Gadus chalcogrammus (walleye pollock) is the source of this 1270-nucleotide messenger RNA. It is a transcript of the gene naa38, whose product is annotated as N-alpha-acetyltransferase 38, NatC auxiliary subunit. Lineage: Eukaryota; Metazoa; Chordata; Actinopteri; Gadiformes; Gadidae. The coding region runs from base 38 to 361 and encodes 107 amino acids. Gene Ontology annotation, molecular function: RNA binding. The transcript has 3 exons. The record is from RefSeq and is a predicted model, not a curated record. Gene Ontology annotation, cellular component: NatC complex.